AUGGCAAACGCAUCGACCACAACGACGAGUGCCGGCGCCGAAAGGAGGAAGGCCGCUCCGAAUGGCGAGAUUAGGCUCAACGGCGCCGCCGCGGCAGACAAGGCACAGGCAGAGUCGGACCAGAAGGAGCAUGACUUCUUUUGGACCUACACGGAGGAGCCGCACCGGACAAGACGACUUGCCAUCAUCAAGGCUCAUCCAGAGGUCACCAAGCUCUGCGGCCCCGAGCCGUUAACCAAAUAUGUCGUCGCCUUCGUCGUCGGACUGCAGUUUCUCUGCGGAUACAUCCUGAAAGACACCUCAUUCUGGUCAUGGAAGUUCUGGGCGCUCGCAUACGUCGUCGGCGCGACCGCGAACCAGAACCUCUUCCUCGCGAUCCACGAGAUCAGCCACAACCUGGCCUUCAGAUCACUAUUGGCAAACAGGCUGUUCGCCAUCUUCGCCAAUCUGCCCAUCGGGCUGCCCUACAGCGCGAGCUUCAGGCCCUACCACUUGACACACCACAAGUCCCUGGGCGUGGACGGUCUGGAUACCGAUCUUCCUACCGCCCUCGAGGCUGUGGUCCUCGACUCUAUCCUGGGCAAGGCAUUUUUCUGCACCUUCCAGAUCUUCUUCUACGCCAUCCGGCCCAUGUGUGUCUUCCAGAUCACCUUCACCUGGGUCCACCUCCUCAACCUGGUCGUGCAACUUGCAUUUGACUACGUCGUGGUUAUGUCCCUGGACAGCUACAAACCUAUCCUGUACCUCCUGCUCAGCUCGUUCCUGGCCGGGUCGUGGCACCCCACCGCCGGUCAUUUCAUCGCGGAGCACUACGUCUACGAGACCGUCGUCCCCGAGGCCAGGGACCCCAACAACAACAUCCCAGUGCCGGAGACUUUCAGCUACUACGGCCCGCUCAACGUGCUCACGUACAACGUUGGCUACCACAAUGAGCAUCACGACUUCCCCGCUGUGGCGUGGACCAAGCUGCCCAAGCUCAGGGAGAUCGCGGACGAGUUCUACGCCCCGCUGCCGCGCCACGACAGCUGGGUGCUCGUGCUCUGGCGGUUCCUCUGGGACGAGAAUGUCGGCAUCACAAGCCGGGUGAAGAGGAAGAACGGUGGGCGCAAGGUCGGUGGCAAGUCAGAGAGAGUCGCCAAGGUGGCGGAUUGGACACCGCAGGAAAUCGAGGCUUGA
This is a messenger RNA of Diaporthe citri, 1176 nucleotides long. RefSeq lists its product as uncharacterized. Lineage: Eukaryota; Fungi; Ascomycota; Sordariomycetes; Diaporthales; Diaporthaceae. Gene Ontology annotation, cellular component: membrane. The coding region runs from base 1 to 1176 and encodes 391 amino acids. Gene Ontology annotation, molecular function: sphingolipid delta-4 desaturase activity. The transcript has 2 exons. Gene Ontology annotation, biological process: ceramide biosynthetic process. The record is from RefSeq and is a predicted model, not a curated record.